AUGUCCUGGCAGCAGCCGACGGGGAGCAUCAACCCCAACGCGCCGUCCUACGCCCCCGAUGGCAGCGCGUACAUAGGCAACUACAACGCCCAAGGGGCCGGUGGCUACUACCCUCCGCCGCCGCCGCAGCAGCAGCAGCAGUAUGGCGGUGGCGGCUACUACCCCCAGCAAGGAGGCCAGGGCAGCAACUACCAGGGCUUCUACGGCAACCGAGCUGACUACCAGGGCGACAUGUGCAGCCCACAGCAGCAGUGGCAGGGUGGCUCCUACCCCCGCGGUGGCUACGGAGGCCCUCAGCAGCAACGAGGGGGCUACAGGGGCGACAGCAGCUACGGCAACUAUCAGCAGGGGAGCGGCUACGGUGGCCAGCAGGAGCAGCGCUACCUGCAGAACGAGGCCUACCAACAGCAGAUGCCGCAACAACCGGCACCUCCGCAGCCGCAGCAGAAACAGCAAAGGCCCGCUGCCCCCAACCCAGCGCCGAAGACGUCCGCAUCGGAUGCCGCAAAGCUGUCUCUGGGCGGCGGCUCCGCGCAGCCGGUCGUGGCGCCCAAGAAGGGCGGCGGAACUCUUUCGCUAGGUAAGAGGAGGCCGGUGACCACGGCGGCGACGGCAUCGGAGGAUACGGCGCCGCAGUCCUCAGCACCGGCGGUGGCGUCGCCGGUGUCCCCGUCCAUGGCCACUGAAGCGAAGCCUGAGAGUGGCGCGGGCCCAUCGGCAACGUCUGCGGCUGAGAGCCCGGCGCCGGAGAAGGAGUCGGCUGCUGUGACUCAGACCGAGCGCGCCCCGAAGCCUGCCUCUGCGGCCCCUGCCAAGGAGGCGCCGGCGACAACCAAAAAGGACCGCGCGAAGAUGACGCCCGAAGAGCGCGCGAAUCGGUCAA
Messenger RNA from Leishmania braziliensis MHOM/BR/75/M2904, 883 nucleotides. RefSeq names its product putative eukaryotic release factor 3. The record is from RefSeq and is a predicted model, not a curated record. The transcript has a single exon. NCBI's taxonomy places the organism in Eukaryota, Euglenozoa, Kinetoplastea, Trypanosomatida, Trypanosomatidae. The annotation marks the transcript as partial.